This is a messenger RNA of Trematosphaeria pertusa, 339 nucleotides long. RefSeq lists its product as uncharacterized. Lineage: Eukaryota; Fungi; Ascomycota; Dothideomycetes; Pleosporales; Trematosphaeriaceae. The coding region runs from base 1 to 339 and encodes 112 amino acids. The record is from RefSeq and is a predicted model, not a curated record. The transcript has 3 exons.
AUGGUUUUGUGCACGGCCGGCGCAGAACUUCGUACAAGACGGAGAGACGUAACGGUGGGUGCAACGAGCGACCCGCCCACCGCAUGGCUUAGCAGGUAUGAUGCCUGGGAUCCCAAACAAACUUUCGACACUGGACAUGCAGUAGGGGGUCUUUCGGAAAGAGCCCACAGUCAUGAAUAUGGGAAUGUUCUGGGCGUCAUCGAUAUCCUCCUGCAGCGCUACCGUGGCUUCACGGCAUUUUCUCAGCUCUCCCCGAACCGACCCAGCUCAUGGUUGGUAUUGCGGCCGAUUUCUGCGUCUGCAACAGUGGGACAUGUCCGCUCCAAAGCUAGGGUUUAA